CUGCCUGGCGCUCCACAUCAGCGUGCCCCCGGGGCCUUUUGCGGCGGGGUGCCGCGACGCGGCCCCUGGCGAGCGGCGUCGCACCGCGCUCGCGUGGGCGAAAGAGAAAGGCGCCACGGAGCACCUGGAUUGGUUUCCGGGGGGCGUGGGCCAGUGCACCGCCUGGGACUUCCAGUCGCUGCUGCGCCAGCUCGGCGUGGCCCAGUGCGCGCUGCCCUGCGCCCCGGAGCGCGCCGAUGUCGAGCGGCAGCAGCGCGCGCUGGGGCCCCUGCAGAUGGGCGAGGCCCAGGCGCACGACUUCGGCGCCGCCGAGCUCGAGGAGCUGCCGGCGAGCGCCGGGGCGCCCGACGGCCCGGCCACCGCCGCGGGCGCGUCCGACUGCGAGGGCGCGGCGGAGGGCAGCCUUUCCCAUCGCUCCGUGGCGUGGCUUCCCGAGAGUGGGUUCGCGAAGCACCCCGAGUGGCACGCGGGAUUUCCCAGCGACGCGCCCUUCCAGGACGUCCAGAUGAUGCUCCACUCCCUCGGGGAGGGGGGCUGCGAGAAGCCGUGCCAGAACGCGCUCGUCGUGCCCGGCGGCCAGUUUGCCGGCGACUGGUGCUCGAAUUCCAUGAAGUGGCUGAGGAAUUUCGGCUUCGAUCAGCACCCCGACUGGUGCCCGAGCCUCGGCCCCGGGUCCGCCGACAGGGAGGUGCAGGCCGUCUUGCGCCAGCAAGGCGAGGCCCAGAGCCCCGGGCCGUGCUCGGAGCACGACGCCGUCGACGCGCUCGAGGAGCCCGCCGCGGCGGUGGGGCCAGCGACGGAACCCGAGCCCCAGAGGGCGGCGAAGCUCGCCUGCAGCAACGCCGAGGAGGGCGCGGCCUGCUUCGACGAGGUUGUGGCCCAGACGGCGGGGGUCAGGGGUCGCCCAGAGCGGUGCCCGGGCAUCGCGAACACCUCCAGCUGCGAGGAGGUGCAGGAUAGCAUCUUUGACCGCAUGCUUGCGGGUUGCGCCAGACCAUGCCCCGCAGCGCACUCGGCGCGGGUGCUGGCCGACGGCGGCUCCUGGGUGAAGAAGCCAUAUGGGGGCAUGGCGAUGGGGGAGCUGAAGGCCUGCAUGGACGGCGAGUGGGAUGGCAUGGUCGACGCCGCGGCCUGGGGCGCCGCGUCGACCGCAGCGGCGGUGCGCGCCGCAGAGGCCGCCUCGGAGGACCUCGCGGCGCGCGCCCUGGAGCUUGCGCCGCGGGCGCCCGAGGGGCCGUCGGCUGCGCGGGGCGCGGGCGAGAUCGCGGCGGUGCACUCGUUCGAGAGGGGGCCGAGCGUGCCGGCGGAGGCCUCGGCCGGAGAGCGCGCCGCGGCGACCACGGCAGCCGAGGGCGCACCCUCGCCAGAGGUGGACCUGGAGCCUCCCGUGAACGACUUCGCCGCGGAGCUGGUUGACGUCGAGCUGGAUGGGGCUGCGGCGAGGGCAGAGCGGUGCGAGCGGGCUGCCGAGGGCAACGCCUCCGCGCCUGCCGGGGAGCUGAGCGCCGCGGGCGAGCCGUCCGAGGAGCGGGGUGGCGCUGCCCGGCAGCUCGCCGGGUCUGCCGGGGAGGAGGGCAGCGCGACCCUGCCCGCCCAGGGGCAGAGCAACGCGGGCCAGCUUGCUGAGGUGCGCAGCAGCGCUGCCAUGUCUGGCAGUGAACGCGGCGACGCCGGCGAGCCUCUCGAGGGGGGGAGCGGUGCGGUCCACGCUGCCGACGACCGCGAGCCCAUCGAAGGUGGGAGCGGCGCGACCCACGCUGCCGACGUCGAGAUGGUGAGUCCGGAGCCGCUGCCCCUGGUCGCCAGCGACGAGGCGGUGCUCUCUGCGGUGGAGGGGCAAAUUCUUGAAGGGCAGAAGAACAGUGGCGGGCAGAAACUUCUCAAGGAUAUCAUUUUGAUCGCCGACAAGCACGCGGAUGCUCCCGCCGAGGUCGCCAACGAGACUAGCGAGGCGCUGGAGGGGGACCUUUCGAAGAAGGUGUCCGCCAGUGCCACGCGCGCAGGGACGGGGGGCAGCAUCCAGGCGGAGGUCCUGACGGGGAUGACAGCCAGCGCCGCGCCAGCAGAUAUUUCAGCCGAAACUGCGAACGAGAGUCAAGAUGAUCGUCCGAAGGCAGUGUCCGUCAGCACCGCGCCUGCGGAACCUCCUGCAGGCAUGUUCAGAAGGAUCCGGGAGAUGGUCCGGAAUUGGAUGACCGCCACCGCCACGACCGCUGAGCCUCCCUCCGACAAGGCGCCCCAGAUAGGGGAGGAUGCACUCCUCAAGGAGAUAGCUGCCAGCACACCCGUGGAGACCCCAGCCGAAAACGAGAGCAGUGCUGGGGAGGAGCUCCGGCGGGAGUCUGCCGCUGAGACCACAGUGCCUCAUGCGGUGCAGGUGGGCUGGUCGGGGAACGAG
This is a messenger RNA of Prorocentrum cordatum, 2398 nucleotides long. Lineage: Eukaryota; Dinophyceae; Prorocentrales; Prorocentraceae. The record is from the annotation of a GenBank genome assembly.